UCUAAAAUCAAAUCAGCGUAAACACAUCCAUUUAUGGGGUCUUAAUUCUCUCUGGCAAUUUGGGGCUCACGGCUCACCCUCUCCAUGUUUAAGCUGUAACGAGUAAAGAUUCAGGGAGAGGCAGUAAGGCAGGGUGGCGCGUGUCCAAGCCCCCAGUGAGUCCCCUCAGUCAGACCGACUUACAAUCUCAGACUCGGUUGGUGACUGAAAAAGAAACGCUGUGGAAAGACUCAAGAAAGAGAGGGCAAGACACAGAGAGAGAGAGAGAGUGUUCAACAUUUUCGUGGUCGAGUGGAACAUGUUCAUCACUACCAUCCUAUGACCAUGGCUUCAAAUUUCUUUGACCUUCUUCUUCCUAUUCUUCUUCUCCUUCUCUCUUCUGCUACACUCUGUUUAUCCUAUGAGCCUCGCAAUCAUGAAGUGGAAGCGUUGAUAAACAUAAAAAUAGGCCUGAAUGAUCCACAUGGAGUGUUGAACAACUGGGACGAAGACUCUGUGGAUCCUUGUAGCUGGGCCAUGAUUACCUGCUCUCCUGAAAACCUCGUCAUAGGCCUGGGAGCGCCAAGCCAAUCUCUAUCUGGCACUUUAUCUGGAGCCAUUGCAAAUCUCACAAACCUUAGACAAGUAUUGCUGCAAAACAACAAUAUCUCUGGAAAAAUACCACCGGAGCUCGGCAUGCUUCCAAAACUUCAGACGUUGGAUCUCUCUAACAACCGAUUAUCUAGUGUUGUCCCCGAGUCUCUGGGCCAGUUGAAUACUCUCCAAUAUCUGAGGCUGAACAACAAUAGCUUGUCUGGGCCUUUUCCCGUGUCUUUGGCUAAGAUCUCUCAGCUUACUUUCUUGGACUUGUCUUAUAACAAUCUGAGUGGACCAGUGCCCAAAUUUCCGGCUAGGUCCUUCAAUAUUGUGGGAAACCCGUUGAUUUGUGGAAGCAGCUCCAGUGAAAGUUGCGCUGGAUCAGUCACUCUUGUCCCCCCUUCCUUCUCUCUGAAAUCAUCAUCUGGAAAACACAAGUCCAGGAAACUAGCAAUUGCACUUGGAGUCACUUUCAGUUCUAUCUUUCUCAUAUGCUUGGCACUUGGACUAUGGUGCAGAAAGAGACAGAAAAAGCAAACCAUCCUACACAUGAAUGACAACCAAGAAGAGGGACUGAUGCGCUUGGGCAACCUAAGAAAGUUCACUUUCAAGGAGCUUCAAUCAGCAACUGACAAUUUUAGCUCUAAGAACAUCCUUGGUGCUGGAGGUUUUGGGAAUGUAUAUAAGGGAAAGCUAGGAGAUGGAAUCAUGGUGGCAGUUAAGCGGCUGAAAGACGUGACUGGAACCACUGGGGAAUCACAGUUUCGAACAGAACUGGAGAUGAUCAGCUUGGCAGUUCACAGGAACCUGCUUCGCCUCACUGGAUAUUGUGCGACUCCUAAUGAGAGGCUCCUGGUGUAUCCUUACAUGGCUAAUGGAAGUGUGGCCUCCAGGCUUAGAGGAAAAUCAGUACUUGAUUGGAAUGCAAGAAAGAGGAUAGCGAUUGGAGCUGCUAGGGGCCUUCUUUAUCUACACGAGCAAUGCGAUCCAAAGAUAAUUCACAGAGAUGUAAAGGCUGCUAAUGUUCUCCUUGAUGAUGACUAUGAGGCAGUGGUUGGUGAUUUUGGCCUUGCAAAGCUCCUUGACCAUAAAGACUCCCAUGUUACCACUGCUGUCCGUGGCACUGUUGGGCAUAUUGCACCGGAAUAUCUUUCAACUGGCCAGUCAUCUGAGAAAACGGAUGUAUUUGGAUUUGGCAUUCUCUUGUUAGAGCUAAUAACUGGAAUGCGAGCUCUUGACUUUGGCAAAACGGUUAAUCAGAAAGGAGCCAUGCUUGAGUGGGUGAAAAAAGUUCAGCAGGAGAAGAACGUGGAAGUCUUGGUGGACAGAGAGCUUGGGAGCAACUACUACGACCGUAUAGAGGUAGGGGAGAUGCUGCAGGUAGCUUUGCUAUGCACUCAAUACUUGCCAGCCCACCGCCCCAAGAUGUCGGAAGUGGUCCGGAUGCUCGAAGGUGAUGGCUUAGCCGAGAAGUGGGCAGCCUCACAUAAUAAUACCAAUCCCAGUAUGAACCACUCUCACACUAAUGCUAACAAAAGCAUGUCGUCCCGCCCUACCACUGCAUCAAAACAUGAUGAUGAUGGAAAUGAUCGAUCAAGCUUGUUUGGCACAACCAUGGAUGAGGAUGAUGAUGAACAUUCUUUGGAUUCCUUUGCCAUGGAACUCUCUGGCCCAAGAUAGAAAAGAAAGUAAAAAGCAGAAAACAGAUUUGGAAAAAAAAAGAAAAAGAAAAAAAGAAGAAGAAUUCUUUGCCUUAGUUCCACAGGCCAAGGUAUCUUUGUUUUGGUUUGGUUUACUGUUUCAUAAACUUUGUCCUGGAAUUUCUGAGCCUGGCAAUGUAAAAAGUAUUUCCGUUCUUUUGUAUUAGGUCUAUUUGGUACAUUAUAUACAGUGUGGAUGUAUAGGGAAAUAGGAGUAGGACUACGGGAGAGUCCAUCAUCACAAGAUGCUCUGCUCCCAAAGUCUUUCAACAGGUUGAUUUUGACGGUUUUGACUGAAAGUUGGUAUAUCAGGUUUUCACGGUUUUAACUUAGCUCUCUGAUGGGGGAGAGUGAAACUGUGAAGUGAAUUGAAGUGAAGGGUGGUGGUUUCUAGAA
This is a messenger RNA of Carya illinoinensis, 2672 nucleotides long. RefSeq names its product probable LRR receptor-like serine/threonine-protein kinase At4g30520. NCBI's taxonomy places the organism in Eukaryota, Viridiplantae, Streptophyta, Magnoliopsida, Fagales, Juglandaceae. The transcript has 12 exons. Gene Ontology annotation, molecular function: protein binding; ATP binding; protein kinase activity. The record is from RefSeq and is a predicted model, not a curated record. The coding region runs from base 319 to 2256 and encodes 645 amino acids. Gene Ontology annotation, biological process: protein phosphorylation.